Messenger RNA from Rattus norvegicus (Norway rat), 11065 nucleotides. NCBI's taxonomy places the organism in Eukaryota, Metazoa, Chordata, Mammalia, Rodentia, Muridae. The record is from RefSeq and is a predicted model, not a curated record.
UUCCUGCUUCCGGCUGUCUUUCCAAAUGGGGACUGUCGAAGGUGGUCUACCUGCUCUCCCCAUGGCUAAAGGGGACAGUGGAACGACCAGAGGCAGAUGAAGCCCAGUCAGAGACGAACACGAUGGUUUAGAGAAGUGACAUUUGCGGAUCACAAGGUUUCGGAAGUUGGAGAUUCUUUUGAAUGGAGACCGCUUGUGGACUGACCUAUUAGCAGGAAUCAAGACAGUGUCUGACAGCAGCAAGCAGUGGCUUCCUGUAAUACGACAUUCCCUGUACAGGCUGUGGCUCUUUUGUGAGAAGCCAGUGUCACUUGGUCUGCGGUCUGAGACCUGCCAUCUGAGAUGCUGCAACUCUCUGGAACUGUGCUGGGGACCAGGGCCCGAGAGGUUCUGUUCUUAGGCUCCUCGAAGCCUCUUAUCAGUGCUCUCUACUUCUGUCUUUCCUGCUCCCGUUCCUGUCCUAGCCACUGUAAGAACUGUCGGGCAGCUCCUCUUGUUACCAGUAGCUGCCGCUAGGACGUGUGGGUUACCUGCCUCUUUAGGAAUAGUAAAGGGGAGUGUGGGCUACCCAAAUGCUGUUGAGAAGCAGGGAGCAGGACCACAUAGGGGUUGGCAGUGUUCUCAUAGAGUGAAUGGGAUCUCCAGGCAGGAACAGAACUGCCAGUGGAUGUUGGUUAAUGGAAGCCACAGAUGGGUGGGCUGCCAGUUCUUUGACUGCCAAGCUGCAGUUGCUGGAAUGCUGCACCAGAAAGCCAUAGGUUUAGGAAUACACACUAGGAACCGGGAGCUUGGUGGUGUCACCCCUGAGGACAGCCCCAGGUAGUAUCUGUUUCAGUGACAUAGGGCUCUGUGACUCCUAAGGUGCCCGUAGAUCUUCAGUUAUCAAGUUGUUUUCCUGUCUGGAUCAGUUUCUGUGGCACAAGUAGAUCAACCCAUCUCCAGGACAUAUGCCAGUUCCUGUGGCUGUGCUUCUGUAGCUGCCAAGGUCCUCUUAAGGCUACCUCAUAUUGCCUGUGUUUGAGUUCCCAGUUAGCUUAUCCAGCAUUACUGAGAAUAGACAAGAAAAAGUCACUGGAGAAGCCUUUCUUGACUUAGGUUUCUAUGCCAUGAAAGGCAACACAGGUGAGUUUGUUCCAGUGGAUUCGCUGAGCACACCUGAGCAGGCUGCUUAUAGUCCCCUGAGGACAUUUGGAGCUUUCAUAGCCAGUGUGUGGCCAAUUGGAGUCAGUAAGGUUUAUGCUUUAGAUUAACCACAGCCAUCCUACCAGUCAUAAUAGUUUCUCACAGGGAAUAUAUCUGUUUGGGAAGACACAUUACAAGUACACCAGAGACAUGUAUGUUACAUAACUCUUGAGUACUGAUUGAUUCUUCAAAGAAAACCACACAUGCUAUGGCUUUGAGUGGUGUUAAAUGCAUCAUCUUUAAUGAUGAAAAGUUCUUGGUGAUGCAUAUCUUUGUCUUGAGACUUGAAACAUAAGGAGACAGCUCUCAGACCUGGGGACAGAAAUUCCAUGCUGAGGGAAAAGAAGAUAGCUUUUUUUUAUAAUCAACGCUUAGUUUCACAUGCUUCGAUGGCCCAAACACUGAGCUUGAAACUAAUCCUCUUCUCUUUUUCUUAGUCAACAGAAGCUUUCAGAAGAAACAAAGCAAAGCAAAGAGCAGAGAAGUCCAGUCUGGGAGACCUUUGUGGAGCAUGCGUGUGUGUGUGUGUGCGUGUGUGUGUUGAUGCUGAGAAAUGUUUAACCUGCUCCCACUCUCACCCCAGAUGUUGGAUACAUGCAUUCUGUGUUACAGAUCAACAGAUAAGUAAAAAGACAAUUUUCCUUCUAGAAGUACAUUUAUUAAGAGUAUGUUGUUUUGUGGAAAUGUGAAAACAUUUUAAAAUGAUGUCUUCAUUGUGUGCAGGGAUGUCCGUAUGAGCACAGAUGCACACAGAGACAGGAGAGGGUGUUGGGUCCCCUGCAGCUGGGGGUCCAGGCGUUUGAUGGAAGCUGGGAACAGAACCCAGGCCCUUUAUUAGAACAGCGAGCAUUUAAACCACAUAGCCAUUUUUCUUGCCCUGUAAGUUAUAAAAUUUAGACUAUUUUUAGUAAAUGGAAACCCAGGUCCUCCUUAGUGAUGAACCCAAAUAGCUCUAACAUAAACCUUGAUGUGCUAUCGUAGGAGGAUUAGAGGUACACUGACAAUGGGAACUGUGAGCAAACUCUGGUUCAGACAUGCUACCCAUUGAUCAGGGACUGAUGUGGGUGAUCUGGCUGACUAGGCAGGUGCUGCUUCCCCCCUCUCUCCACUUCACAUGAGCACCAUUCUUGGUCCAAGAAGAGACAGAGGAGGAACAUUCUUCAGGGAAGGGACUAGCAAUGCUUCCCUUCUAGAACAAACUUGCGAUAUCUAUUUCAAGAGAAUGUCGCUUAGUUCUCAGGAACCUUGGCACAUCUAAAUGAGUUAUAUACACGUGUCAGUGUCCCUUUAAAUAAACAAACAUGCAAACAAACAUCUUAGUGCUUAGAAAAGACAUUUUACCAAUUCUUCAAACUAAAGUUUGAAGCCUUUUGGGAUAGGAGAAGAUUUUGUAGUUAAGACCUUUGUACAGAGAAACAUGCCAUUAAUCUCUGAUAGUUAUAAUAUGUAUUAGAUUAUAAAUCACUCUAAAAAGUCUGAUUGUGCUUAAUACAGUGAUCAUGAACUUGAGUGACCACAGAACACUUCUCAGUUUCUCUAUGUGUUGAGGGACUAAUUUCUGUGGAAAUUAGAUUUUAAGGUAAAAAUAACAAAGACUUUAAUAUAAUUUAAGUCAUAGUCAGAUGAGGGUCAGUUUAACCUUAAACAUCAAUUCCUGGCAAAGCAUAAUAAUUGUUUGAGACAUUACAUGCCAACUUUUGGACAGAUCUUUCUUAGUUAUUUUGGUUUACUUUCAUUAUUUUGGUUAAUACAUCAGGACCAUGGUGAAGGCCAUGGCAUUCUCAAAUGUCUUGUCAAAGCAGACUUAACUGUUAGUGGAAGGGGAGUGGUAGAGUGCUGAGAACUGUCUAAUCAAACACAGAUGACAGUCAUUUUAUAAACAUUCUGCUCUCUGUGCACUGGACAGUACCUGACCUUGGGUAGGUUUGUGUGCCACCAAGAGGGGACAUUUCCUUGGUUACAGUGGGAGGUCCCUCUUGGAGGUUAGCAGCAUCUAAUUAGCAUAGUCUCCCAGCUGGUAGUUUCUGAUUGGUUAAGUUAACAUGGAGUUGGGCUCAGUUGCUUUUGAAGGACCAUUAGUCACUACAACAGUGCUCUACAGUUUUGUGUCAACAUGACAUGACCUAGAGUCAUCUGAGAGGAGGGAGCCUCAAUGUUAAAAAAAAUGCCUCCAUGAUUGGGUUGUAGGCAGGUCUGUAGGAUAUUUUCUUAGUGAUUGAAGGGGAAGGCCUCAGACUGUUGUGGUUCUUGCCAUCCCUGGGCUGCUGGUCCUGGGUUCUGUAAGAAAGCAGGAUGAACAAGUCACAUAGAACAGUCUGGUAAGCAGCACCCGUCCAUGGUGUCUGCAUCAGCUCCUGCCUCCAGGAUCCUGCCCUGCUUGAAUUUCUGUCCUGACUUCCUCUGAUGAUGAACAGUGAUAUGGAAGUGUAAGCUUUCCCUUCCCAAGCUGCUUUGGGCAUGGUGUUUCAUCAUAGCCAUAGUAACCCUAAAUAAGACAAGGUGGUGCCCAGAUUGUGGGAUGUGGCUGUGACAGACCUGGCCAUGUUUUUGGGAGGACUAUGGAAGGACUUUGGAAAUUUGGGCUAGAAGAGCCAUUGAGUGUUGAGAGCUCAGAGAGCUGUUAUGAAGGAGCUUGGAAUAAGAAUGUUGAGAUUAUCUGAAGGUUCAGAGGGAGGCAAACACUCUGCCAGGGGAAACCUGUGGUAUCAGGUCAGCUGGGGCUGAAGAGUCAGCCAUAAUUAGGACGAACCCGGCACCAUUGAAGUGAGACCUUUGAGUUACUGGGACAACUGAUGCUGGUUAAAUGGGACUGAGAAGUUACUAGUGGUUAAAAAGAGAGCAGAUCAUUGUGUGGAAUUCUUCUGCAAAGUGUUUUCUGUUUCCUGAGAGUCAGCUCCCGUAAGCUGUGUUCCAGAGGUGGCUAAGGUUGUACCUCUUGCUGGCAUCUGAGCUUGGUGGUUAAGAGUCACCCAGGUGGAGCUGGUUUUGAGGCAUGAAGGGGUCAUGGAGAACAGCUGAGGCUUGUACCUUACAUUGCAGGUAAGGUACUGGAGUUCCUGAAGAAAGCCCUACAAUGAGGCCACUGGUGAAAAUGCAGCCCAGUUGUAGCAAGAGACCCCAGCAUUUUGUUGAUGCCAGUAGCAUAGGAUGACCACCAAGAACAGCAGCAGCAGUGGACCGGAGGCAGCUGGAGCCCAGAAUACAAGUUUUUUGUGCUGCAGAGUGUCAAGCUAGAGAAGUGAGUGACCCAAGGCCCUGGGAGGCUCCCAGAAGAUUGUGAGUGGAUCCUAGAUAGUUGAACACUGAGUUGUUUAUAGUAUUGGAGUAAACUAUUUAUUUUGUAUUUUAUAAGAGCCCACUGUUGAAAUAUUUUUCUGGCCAUUUUAAAGGGACUCACAUUUUUUUUUAAGAUUUAUUUAUUUUAUGUAUACGAGUACACUUCAGACACACCAGAAGAGGACAUUGAAUCCCAAUAUAGAUGGCUGUGAGCCACCAUGUGGUUGCUGGGAGUUGAACUCAGUACCUCUGGAAGAGCAGUCAGUGCUCUUAACUUCUGAGCCCCGAAGCACUCAAAUUUUAAUGUGUUUGAAUUAGAAGAAAGACUUUGUGAUUUUAAAAAGUUAUUUACAUCUUGAAUGUGAAAUUUCAGGAAAACGAGGAAGGAAGGUUUUAACAGUGAUGUGUUUGUCAAGUUGACAAUGGUCAGUUGUGCUGAAGUUUUAUGAAUUCAUGAAGAUCCCUGUAAGUCAUGUUCUUAGUGAUGGAAGAGAGAGGGACCAGCUCAGUGUGGAUUGUGCUGACUGGGGGCUGGUGGUCCUGGGCUCUAUUAGAAAGCAUAGUGAGUAAACCAUGGGGCAAGCCAGUAAGCAGCAGCCCUUCCUGGCCUCUGGGUUGGCGCCUGCCUCCAGGCUCCUGUCUUGUCGUGGAUGUGAGUCAGGUAAGGCUUUCUUCCUAGGCUGCUGUGGUCAUGGUGAUCACAGCAAUAGAAAGUGUAAGAUAAGACCCACCUAAGCCUAAUGGCCUCCCACUGAAAUAGCUUUAUUGUAAGAGUAGAAUUGACCUGUUAAUGUGUAUUCUACAGUGGUUUGUACUACUCUAGACUCUAGAUGAGUGUUUCUCGACCUUCGGUCAGGGCAGCAUGGGUGGGGGUUGAACGACCCUUUCAUAGAACUCCCCCAAGACCACCGGAAAACACAGGUAUUUAAAGUAUGAUUCAUAACAGUAGCAAGGUUACAUUUAUGAAGCAGCAAUGAAAAUAAUUUUAUGGUUGGGGGUCACCAUAGCAUGAGGAACUGUAUUAAAGGGUCACAGCAUUAGAAAGAUUGCCAACCAAUGCUCUAGAUAAAGACUCAAAAAUAAAUUUUAAUGUGUAAGCAUUUUAUUAGAGGAAGAAGUAUUUGUGAAAAAAAUAAUAAACAGGUCUGAAAUAGUCCAGGGACAAAAAGGGGACUGGGGAUUUAAAGGAUACAGAGACACCAAAUGGAUACAUAUAUCACAGUGAGGUAAUAAUGUGGAAACAAGAAAGAUGGCACUGCUGUAAAGUCUGAGAAGUGCAGCAAGGCCUGCCUCACCGGUCUCCAAUCAGAGAAGUUCUGCAGCUGCUCAUGCAUACGUCCAUGAUCUUGUGUGAGAGCAGCUCUUGAGAAGCCUCAGUGCAAGCACAGUGAGAUCUCAGAGCCCAGAGUAUAUGGCCCUUAGUCUAUUACCCUCCUUGUCGAAGAUCAAAGGAGGACUUCUCCUUGAUCAGCACACAGGGUUCUAAGAUUGGGAUGUGCAUAAACGUCUCUGAAAAUCUUAAAUACAAAUCAACAGGGCCCAACUUUCAGUAUUUCUAAUAAGCUUUCUCAGAUGAGGUGGAUUUCUUGUUUUUUAGACAUUACUUUGUGUAAAAGGGGCAUGGAGGGACUGGAGAGAUGGCUCUGCAGUUAAGAACAUUUGCUGUUCUGUCAGAGGACCCAGGCUCAGUUUCUAGUACCUUUAUGGUAGCUCACAGCCAGCUGGAACUCCAGGUCCACAGCAACUCAAAGGGCAUAGCGUUGGUAGAACUCUACACAAACCCUUUAGGUAGGUUCACAGAGCACUCUUGGUGGCUUUAAUGCCCUAGCGGCAUUGUGCUACCCAGCUGUGCUGCAGUGGCACCAGCACAGUCUCAGGCUCUCUGUUUCGUGUCACUGAUUUCCAGCCCUUUGCCUUUAAUAACCACAACUGUGGACUCCUUACUUGUAUGUCCCUUGUUGAGGUCGGCAAAGCUGCAAGGAGUGGAUAUCUGAGUGCUGGCAUCGGGCAUGGAGAUUCAGUUCUGAGUGCUGGCAUCGGGCAUGGACAUUCAGUUCUGAGUGUUGGCAUCGGGCAUGGAGAUUCAGUGUGGAGUUUGCCCAGCUAGUUUUGGUCUUGCUUUGUUCUAAUUUUUCCUCACUAUGCUCCUUCCUUCCUUUUUUGGAAUGCUAAUGUAUAUCCUGUGCCAUUAUGUAUGGGAAGUGUGUGAUCUGCUCUUUGAUUUUUUUUUUUUUUUUUUUUUGGCUCUUGUUUUCGGAGCUGGGGACCGAACCCAGGGCCUUGCGCUUCCUAGGCAAGCGCUCUACCACUGAGCUAAAUCCCCAGCCCCUGCUCUUUGAUUUUUGAUGUCUCAGGGGUUACGGUGAGGAGAUUGAGCACCUCGAGUCUCUGAGGAGAGCUUGAACUUGAAACAGUGUUGAGACUGCAGUAGACGUGGGGACUUUUGAGGUUGGGCUCUAUCCAUGUUUGCAUUAUUAAAUGGCUACAAGCCACCAGGGAGUGAAACGUGGCAGUCUGAAUAAAAAUGGCCCCGUAUAGGCUCCAUAUAUUUUGAUGUUUAGUUAUCAGGGAGUGCCACCACUUGACAAGGAUUAGGAGGUGUGGCCUUGUUAGAGGAAAUGUCACUGGGGGAAACUUUGAGGGUUUAAAAGGCUGAAGCCAGGCCCAGUGGCUCUCUCUUCCUGAAUCCUACCCAUGUGGACACAGAACUCUUAGCUAUCCUUCUCCAUGAUAAUAGGCUCAACCUCUGCAACAUUUUUGGUACAGCUGUUCUGUUCUGGUUUUUUUUGUUUGCUUAACACAGUAUAUGAUGUUUGUUUCCCAAUCUUAAGCAAAGAGAUUUAAGCCACUCCUACAAUGCCUGACUCCAAAGCCCCUCGUCCUGAGACAUUCAGGUACAAUCAGCCAUUGUCUUUGAUGGAGUUGGUUGUGUGCAUCUUAGGAUUUUUGUGCUACCAUUUUAACCACAUGGCUGUCAGUUUAUAUUUAAACAGACCACCUGUCCUUGACUCUAGCCAUAUCUUGGUUCAGUUUCCUUCAAGUGACUAAAAUAGCAGCAUUUAUGCUCUUCUGAAGUUUAGAGUUCUUGACAUAAUAUGGUAAGUUAAGGUGUGUACGCAUGAAUGUGGAAGCUUGAUUGAGUAAAGGACUCCAGAGAGAAAGACAAGAUCAGAACGACUAUAUUAGAUGAGUCCAGAUGGCCAUCCGACACUAGGAAGGUGGACAAUGAACCACACCAGAGGAUGAGCGUCAUCGGGACCUGUCAUCUUAUUAUAUGGAGUCGUUUCGUUCGGACCUGGGCGUUUGGACGUGGUGUAGCUGGUCUAGAGCACCAUGGCUGAAGUGGAAUCAGGGAGCAACCAGAGGCAGAAUGAAGAAAUCGAGGCAAUGGCAGCCAUUUAUGGCGAGGAGUGGUGUGUCAUUGAUGAGGUUGCCAAAAUAUUUUGUAUUAGAAUCACUGACGACAUGGAUGACCCCAAAUGGACACUUUGUUUACAGGUGAUGUUACCAAGUGAGUACCCAGGUACAGCGCCACCUGUUUAUCAGCUGAAUGCUCCUUGGCUGAAAGGGCAAGAACGCGCAGAAUUAGCCAAGAGCCUUGAGGAGAUCUAUAUGAAGAACAUUGGUGAAAGUAUUCUUUACCAGUGGGUGGAGAAAAUAAGAGAUGCCCUGAUACAGAAAUCUCAGAUCACAGAGCCAGGCCCAGAUGAGAAGAAGAAAACUGAAGAGGAAGAAGUUGAGGGUGAAGAUGACCCCAUUCUAGAACACCCACCAGAAAAUCCAGUUAAAACAUGGGACCUCAAAAUCAGUGAAAGUGCACCAGAAGCGGAAGAAUUGCCUCCAAUUGCUCAUGGUGCUCCUAUCACAGACCGAAGGAGCACUUUCCAGGCACAUUUGGCCCCUGUCGUCUGCAUUGACCAGGUGAAGAAGGUUCUUGCCAAGUUGUAUGAGAAUAAGAAGAUCGCCAGUGCCACCCACAACAUCUACGCCUACAGGAUAUACUGUGAGGAUAAGCAGACCUUCUUGCAGGACUCCGAAGAUGAUGGAGAAACAGCCGCGGGCGGCCGCCUUCUUCACCUUAUGGAGAUUUUGAAUGUGAAGAAUGUCAUGGUGGUGGUAUCCCGCUGGUAUGGAGGGAUCCUGUUGGGACCUGAUCGUUUCAAACACAUCAACAACUGUGCCAGGAACAUCCUGGUGGAGAAGAACUUCACAAACUCCCCUGAGGAGUCAGCCAAGAGCUUUGGAAAGAAGAAAGUGAAAAAGGACAAGAAGAAGGGUGACCAUUAAUCCUUGAACCUCUGUAGAAGGUUCAUUGUCCGGCCACUGUGUUCACAUUUCCCAGUGGUCAGUGUAUAUUAAGAUAGCACACUGACAGCUCAAGUCAGCCAGUUCAUCGUGGUUACACCAGCAUCGUGUUUCCUUCCUCCUCUGGUUCUACCGUUCGCCAGAACCAGAGGGUCUAGGACAUAUUCACUUGUGUUUCUCAUUCUUCGGGAGAACUGCUGUGAGCUUAUUUGCCAUUUCAUAUAAUAAUACUAGGAAGUGACACGUGCACAGUGUCAUUCCUGAGCUAAAUGUCCAUUUCAGUAUUGUCAUGUGCCUUUGUUAGGUGGGGAAGACGUGUCUCCAGAGGAAUAGAAAUGCCGCAUUUCUUGUGAUAAAAAUUGUCAUGCUGUUAAAUGAACAUUGCUUUCACUGCUCCCAAUAGCUUUUCAGAGUGGGAGCACAUUGAAGAUGGCAGUCUUGGGGAGUCUUUUUUCUUGUGAGUUCACGAGUUAGUCACGCUUCCUUUUCUAGUAUUCACCAUGGAGUAAUAGUUUACGUGAAAACCCAGGAGUACUCAUCUGUGACCAUGUGCCAAGUGAUAGUUUAGCAUAUUUGCCUGUCCCAAGUGUUACUCCUCAGUUUCGUUGCAAAUUGGUGAUGUGAAAUCUCAAAAAGUUAUUGUUUUUUAGUCGCUGCCUUUUGUUGUUUGAUUCCUGUAGUGACACACAGUGAGCAUUCAGUCUCAGUAGUCCUUCCGUCCCUUAAGUGUGUUGAGGUAACAUUCCAGUGUCUCUGAACGACCUGGUAGCACUUCCUUGUGUUCUUCCCUGUGCUCUGGUCAACUCACUUGCAGAACGAGGUGGAGGCAGCACAGGAGCAGGCUGGCAGCUGUACCAGCUUGGUACACAUUUGCCAUUUGAACUCUGGCCAGGCUUUUUUAAAAUACUGUGAUUUUUGUUGAGAGGUAGAGGGACAAAUCUUUUGAUUAGAUAAAAAACUCUUUCCCUACAAAUUUUUGUCUUCCUUUUUAACAAGUGUUUUAUUUAUUUAUUUUUACCUGCAUAUUACUUGUAAGGAAUAAGACAGAAAAAUUCCCUUUGACAUGUAGGUAAGCUAUACCCUGUUAUCUUUCUGAAAUAAUGCCAACAAUUACUAAAUUAGUCUAGUGAUCACAGACUUGAUUCCCCUCCCAAGGAAGGGUCAGAUGUUAGGAGGCAGCUUUGGGAGAAUGCUGGAGCACAGAAAGCAUCUGAAGCUGGGCAGAUGUUUUUCUCUGAAUUUUUAAGCUUGAAAGAUCCACAUCCUCACUUGGUAUUUUAAAUAGGAAUCCAGUAGCCAGCUUUACACUAGAGUGGGUUCUGAGACAGAAGUCUUAUUUUCAACAUUAUUUAAUGUUGUAAAUGAUCAAGAAUUAUAGGAUGACCUAUAUGUGUGUGUUUGGAGCACUUACCUCUGUUUCCAUGAAAUGCUAAGUAUAUCCUAUGUAUUAACUGCUACAGCACGUAGACAGUAUUUGCUAAGGAUGAUCGAAUCCUGACAUUUCAGAUCUGUGAACAGUGAUUAAAACACUAAGGAUUUUAUGCUGCAGAAAAAGGAGUUAAUUUUCCUAGCACACUGGAUUUGAAUUUCUUUCCUGGUGUUUUGUCCAAAAUGGUACUAGUGUUUACAGAAGAAAAAACAAUUUUUUAUAUCUCUGAUCUCGUUUUCCUCCACUUAAAAAUAUGUUAGGUUUUCCUCAUUUUAUAAGAUUACUAAUCACGUUUUAUGGGUUGAGAUCCUUAACCUUCUUCACUGCAGGUGGGAGGGGAGAUCCUAAAUUCUUCAGUUCUAACUCCUGAAAUUACGUAUUCACAUACCAUCAAUGCAUAUUUUUCUCUAUUAGAGAAAAUCCUAUGUAGAGAAUUUUCUAGUUCUCCAAAUAACUUUCUAAAGCCAGGCAUCUGCUGUGGCAAUCUCUAUAUUAUAUCAGUUGAAAUGUUCUCUACAUGCCAGUAUAUAAGAGCAAAUCGGAGAAGCUGCUUGGGGAGGCGUCUGUCAGAGACAGACUGUUGGAAGCACUAAUCACAGGACAGAUGAAGCAGACACUGUUUACAGGGCAGGCGAGUGAUGGAUGCUGUAAUCACUCCAGUGAAUUGUAAUCACAUCCAGUCCACUAAAGAGAUGACCAUGAAUGGUGUAUACAGUUUUUAUUUUUUAUUAUGCAUGAUUUUGUAUAUAUGGCUAUUUUUCUUUCCGUAAAAAUGGUAUUAAAUCGUAUAUACUGUUUUGUAUCCUACAUAUUUCAUAUAGAAGUAUAUUGUUAACAUUUUCCCAUAUCAAUAAAUAUUCUUCUAUGGCUUAA